Molecule: messenger RNA, 1875 nt
Organism: Vicia faba (fava bean)
Lineage: Eukaryota; Viridiplantae; Streptophyta; Magnoliopsida; Fabales; Fabaceae
Source: the annotation of a GenBank genome assembly
AUGGCACCAUCCAAUCCCAAAGUUAUAGCGGCGUUCCGCGCAAUGACCAACCUUGGCAUUCAUGAAUCCAAAGUGAAACCAGUGUUGAAGAAACUGAUUAAAUUGUAUGAAGGAAACUGGGCGCUUAUUGAAGAAGAGAAUUAUAGGGCUCUUGUCGAUGCUAUUUUCGAAGACGAAGAUAAUCAGGAAGGGGGGGUUGAGGCUGAAGCUCCUGCGCCAGUAGAGCAAGUGCGACCUUUGAAGAGGUUGCGUUUAAGAGGCCAAGAUGGUCAAUUUUUACUUCUUCCGACUAGUGGCGGUAGCCCAAGUCUAGCCGUCUCUCCAGUGAAAUCAGGCCUUCCGACUAGUGGCGGUAGCCCAACAUCACCUGCCUCCUCUCCAUUGAAAUCACGCGGUAGCCCAAGAUCACCUGCCUCCUCUCCAUUGAAAUCACGCGGUAGCCCAACUUCACCUGCCUCCUCUCCAUUGAAAUCACCUAAACCAAGACCUGGCACAGUAACUGAAAGUGGUUCUGAACUGCAGCCUCAAAGCCCAUCAGUGUUAUCCAGAGGAAAUGCCGCUGCUGACAAGGGAAAGAAUCCUGUCUCACCUCUAGAUACUUCAAGAAGGAGAAAAUCUAUAUCCGACAGAAGUCCAUCUAAAGAACAGGCUGUUGAACCAGGAACCUCUCCGUCUCCAAAAACCAAGACACCCCAUCCUUACCCUUUUAUCAUCCCCAAGGCAGAGCCUAUUGAUGAAGAGGCAGAUUAUGAGGUUCCCAUUUCAAUGGUUUUUCCUGAACCUCUAAGUCCCGGAGAGCAAGGUAACAACGACGCAGUGGCAUCACAAUGCAGGAACGGAAAUGUUGAAGAUGAAGCCUCGGUUGCAUCUCAGGUUCCGGUUUCUCUACCCUCCCCAAGUGACCCAGAUGACAUAACAAAGGGAGAAGAAAAAGUGAAAAUUCCAUGGGUGAAUAAUUCUGCUAAUGAUAUCCCGCCUUUGUUUCACUACAUGCCCCAAAACACGGUGUUCCAAGAUGCAUAUGUUAAUAUUUCUCUAUCGUGUAUUGGGAACAAAGAUUGUUGUUCUACUUGUAUGGGCAAUUGUGUCUUAUCAUCUAAACCAUGUUCUUGUGUAAAUAAAACUGGAGGGGAUUUUGCUUAUACUGCACAAGGCAUAGUAAAGGAAGAGUUCUUGGAAGAGUGUAUUGCCAACAGCCGCACUCAAAGUUUUACCUAUUGCAAAAAAUGCCCACUUGAAACAGCAAAGAAUGAUGGCUGUUUAGAACCAUGUAAAGGACAUUUGAAGAGGAAAUUUAUUAAAGAAUGCUGGAGCAAAUGUGGCUGUGGGAAACAUUGUGGCAAUCGGAUUGUCCAGCGUGGAAUAACUUGCAACUUGCAGGUGUUUUUAACUUCAGAUGGAAAAGGGUGGGGUCUUCGCACCUUAGAGGAACUUCCAAAAGGGGCAUUUGUAUGCGAGUUUGUUGGAGAAAUUCUGACAGUCAAAGAGCUGCAUGAGAAGAACAAGGCUAGAAAAUAUACGUUACCAGUUUUAUUAGAUGCAGAAUGGGGCUCAGGUGUUGUAAAGGAUAACCAAGCUCUUUGCUUAUAUGCUGCAUCAUAUGGAAAUGCUGCUCGGUUUAUUAAUCACAGAUGUUUGGAUGCAAACUUGAUUGAGAUCCCGGUUGAAAUUGAGAGUCCAUCUCAUCACUACUAUCAUUUUGCGUUCUUCACAUCCAGAGAAAUCAAAGCACAGGAAGAGUUGACCUGGGAUUACGGCAUCGACUUUGAUGGCGAUGAUCAGUCACUCGAGCUGUUUAAGUGCAAAUGUGGCAGUAGAUUCUGCAGGAAUAUUAAGCGAACAAAUAGAACAGUUAGAUCGUUUGCUGCUGCGUGA